AUGUCGUUCUUUCCGAGAAAGCUGCAUGGCCCUAUGCCUUGGAAAGGAAACAGGGUAUCCUUGACAGGGUACACACCUGUUUUUAUGGAGCGUUUGAGCUACAAGGAUAGGUGCUAUCUUCUCCAAUGCAAGUUUCCUCUUCCGGAACCACAGGCUGAAGAAGGUGAAAAAAGGAAGUGGUUAAAAAUGACGUUGAAAGAGACCUCGCUGGACGACCUUGCAGAAGAAGUCGACUACGCUGUGUUCGAAGCGCAUCAAUGGGCUCUAGAAGAGCAUUUGAGUAUUCGACGCCUAAUUGCUGAACAGGAAUGUUGCAUCUUGGACGAGUUCCAUGGAUCGGCCAAUGAGUCGAGUGAAGAAAAAGGAUCAGAGACUAGAGAAUGGCUGGUUAAAGCAAAACGGGCUGAGGAACAGCUAUCGAAGUUUUUGGUCAAAGCAGCUCAAGUUCAGCAAAUGGUACAAGAAAAUACUGCGCUUGAGGCAGCAGAGGAGGUUGAGUUCCUGCAAACAAAAACAAUCCCUACACAAGAAGCCAUGCAAGAGCUGGAAAAGUGGAGGGAAUCAUUGUCGGACGAGGUGACGUCUUUGGUGAAAGAGUUGGAGGUGGUGGAACCAACAACUCAAGAAAAGCUGGACAAAUUGGCGGAAGAGCCUAAUGCACCGGUGAUUGAGUACGUUCCCAGUCUGGUGGUGUUUACCCGGAAGCAAGGGACAGGGAGGCGACGUGCCCGUAUCUGUGCAUGUGGAAACUUCAUUUCGUCAACGGCAGCUACAGAAUAUGAAGGGCCGAGGUCACUCAGUCGUCACUCGCUGUACGCUCCAGGUUUAGAUUCAACUACAUUCAGGUGUCAAGUGAGGCACGCAGCAUAUAUGGUGUGGAUCAUCGCUGGCUUAGACAUUUCCAAAGCUUUUCUGACGGCGCCGAUGAAUAGGGCGCAAAGAGAAGGGCGUUUGGUGGUGGUGCAGCCCCCAAGGGCGGCGGUGAAAUUGGGUCUUUGCACAAAAGAGGAGCGGUGGAUUGUGAGGAAGGCCUUGUACGGUUUGGCCGAAAGUCCUGCAGCAUGGGUGGAGUGGCGAGACCAACGUCUUCAAGGGAUGUCUUGGGUGUCAAAGGAUGGACAAGCGAUGAGCUUUCAGAGGUCCAAUGCAGACCCAAGUCUGUUCCUUAUUAUGGCGCAAGAGAAGCUGGAAGGUGCAAGCAAGUUGGUAGGGACAAUGGGUCUUUACGUGGAUGAUUUUUUGAUGGCUGGGACUAUGACAGUGCUCCGGGAGGCCUUGGAACAGAUUAGGAAGGAGUGGAAAACUUCUGAACCCGAGUUCUGUGGUCCAGGCUGCGGUGAUGGAUUCCUGAAGUUUUUAGGUGUCCAAAUCUGGUAUCGAAAUGGCAGCUUCUUUCUCAACCAGGAGGACUUUGUGAGAGAUUUGCUGAACCGACGAGGGUAUCAGAUCGAUGAAACUGGAAAAGGGAGUAACCUGCCAAUGGUGAAAGAAACUCCAGGUGAAGAAGAAGAGGUGGAUAUUCCUUCCUUGCGAGCGGCUCAAGGUGCCGUAGGGGAGUUCCUCUGGGUGGCAAUCAAAACUCGACCUGAUUUGGCGUUCUGCACGAGCCAGUUGUCUUUGUGGACAUCCCGAAGGCCGCGAUUUGUGGUUACAAAGGCUGAGGAGGUUUUCCGAUACCUUGCUGCAACUCCAACGUUAGGCUUGACGUUCGGAGCAAUCGCAACAUGCGAAAAAGAAAGAAAUGAGGUGUUGCGUUAUGGACGAGGUGUCAAGGUGGUGGAGUCCUACGCGGAUGCCAUUUUUAAUGCAGGUGAAAAUGAAAAGAGCCACUCAGGAGCGGUGGUGGUGUGGGGUGACUGUCCAGUGAUGUGGGCAACACAAAGACAAUCAACGGUGGCUUUAAGUACAGCUGAAGCUGAAUUACAUGCGUCCAUAGAGGGAGCAACGAUGAUUCAGUCGUGCACCCCUAUAAUUGCCGCUUUGGUUGGAACAGGUGAAGAAUCGCUGCAAAAAGUGCUGUAUACAGAUUCGGUUUCAACGUGCUCGAUCAUUCAAUAUCCUGCUGGAAGCUGGAGGACAAGACACCUGAGAAUUCGAGCAGCCGGUGUCAGGUCUCUGGUGGACCGUGGUUAUAUGGUGAUAGCGCAUCUUCGCGGUGAGUAUAUGAUCGCUGACCUGUUGACUAAGUUGAUGAGUGGACAGGUGUACGCAAAGCAAAAGGCACUUUGGGGUCUCCGACUGUUGGUACAAGGGACUGACUUGAAAAAAGCCUCGCUUGCAAUGGCGGUCAUGAUGGUGGCUGCAUCUCUGCAAGGGAUGGCAACUGGUAGCGAAGAAGUGUCAACUGCUGGAUUCUUUUGCUCAGAAGAAGGGGUGUGCAAGGUCGCCAACACGUCUACGGUGAUGGUUCUGGCUCAAGGUAUUGAAAUGGUUGUCAACAAUUCAGACCUUGUUGCAUAUUUGGUGGCAGCAAUUAUACUCUGGGAACUGGCAUGGUGCCUCUUUCGACGGCUGUAUAAAUGGCUGUGGAUCAGAAAGCGGUGGUUAUUCCUGCGAGUGCCACUUUGUAUACAACAGUGGGUGGGAACUGUAUGCACGCAAGCAGUGACUGUGAUGUUCUGCGAUAUUCACAGCUCAGAGCUAAGACGCUUUGUAAGCAUUGCCUCAAGGAUGGCUGGGUGGUGA
Symbiodinium natans is the source of this 2685-nucleotide messenger RNA. The record is from the annotation of a GenBank genome assembly. NCBI's taxonomy places the organism in Eukaryota, Dinophyceae, Suessiales, Symbiodiniaceae.